UGUAGUCCACUAGGCAGACCAAUAUAAAUUAAUUAUUCGACAUACCAAGCUAAUCACAGCAUUCACUAUCUCUAUAAAUAGCAGAGAAUGAUGAUCCCAUGCUUCAUAGCAUACACAUCAAGGAGUGAGAAUUCAUAGCAUACAUAUCAAGGAGUGAGAAUAAGACUAAUAACAGCACCAACAAGAAGACCCAAGAUGACAGGCCUUGGCUCACCAUGUGGAGCAUGCAAGUUCCUACGCAGGAAGUGUGUGAAGGGGUGUGUCUUUGCCCCAUACUUCUGUCAUGAGCAAGGGGCUGCGCACUUUGCCGCUAUCCAUAAGGUCUUUGGGGCUAGCAAUGCCUCAAAGCUCCUAAUGCAUCUCCCGAUAAGUGACCGUUGCGAGGCUGCAGUUACUAUGUCAUAUGAGGCGCAGGCCAGGCUUCAAGAUCCAAUAUAUGGCUGUGUUGCUCACAUCUUUUCUCUGCAACAACAGGUGGUCAGUCUGCAAGCAGAACUAGAGUCAUUCAAAGCUCAGACAACACAAGGGUACGGAGAUGGAUCCUUAACAUCAAACCCUCAAAAAGAGAAGCGCGAAAUAUUAACACCUUCUAUGCAAGAUGGGCAGCUCUUUUUCCACCCAACAAUGGCAAGCAAUUCUUCAGUAAAGAGUGAAAGUCAGCUAUUCUCUACAAAUGACUGCUUCACUUCUGUGUCAACUCAAUAUUCUGAAGGUUAUGAGCCAGAUUUAUGCAUGCCCGACUACAACAGCAAUCCUUCUUGCAACAUGCAAGGGAGUGGGUACCAUGACAUGGACGACCUUCAGUCUGUAGCCUUUUCCUAUCUCAACGAAGCAUGAAAAGUUGAUGCAUUUGGUAGUUAUUGUACAAGUUCGAACAGUUUUGGUAACAAUAUCUUACAGAUGUCGAUCAAGUUUUCUAGCAUGGGCAUACUGAAGCAAGCUGUGUGAUGAUAUAGACAUAAAAUACCUAAGUGUCAGGCUGCACUAUUGUAAUUUAGCAAUCCUAGUUUCUACAAUGCUGAAGUUCGAAUUAAGUUGAAGUUUGUGUUUUUAAUUAGAAAAGCAUCACUUAUUGCAAGCUAAGUACGACAUGGAAGGAAAAAAGACAAUAAAGGUACUGCAUUUUGGUCUGCUAUGUGUAAAUCAGAUGGUUCUUCAGUGUAUAAUUGCAAUUUUGA
Molecule: messenger RNA, 1178 nt
Organism: Setaria italica (foxtail millet)
Lineage: Eukaryota; Viridiplantae; Streptophyta; Magnoliopsida; Poales; Poaceae
Product: LOB domain-containing protein 29
Exons: 2
Coding region: 196-837 (213 amino acids)
Biological process (GO): hormone-mediated signaling pathway; positive regulation of DNA-templated transcription
Cellular component (GO): nucleus
Source: RefSeq, a predicted model, not a curated record